AAAGAUGCUCUCCAGCCAAUCCUCCAAGAAAGACUCCUCUUUGAACUGCACUCGCCUGGGAAACUAUGAGACUCCAAUGAGUCACGUCGGGGGGAAUCGCAUGGUUCAAUAUUUAUUUUUCCUUUUUGCUUGACUACCAACGGGUUUUGCCGGUUGGCGAAGGCGAAAUUAGAAACCGGAGCUUCUUGCGCAAUUGAGGAGAAGUUUAUCAGUGAGCCGUGAGCUAGCCGCAGUUGCUAGCUCAGUGUGUUUAAGUGUGUGAGCCAGCCAUUUGUCUCAGUAUGACUACAAGUUAGCAGAGGCAGCGCACUUGUCGUGGCUUUUAUUUUGUGUGUGUCUGUGUGUGUGUGUGUGUGUAUCCGACAUGUUUUUGCGAAAGGACGACGAGCACAAAGCAGCAAACAGCUGGAAGUCGGAGAAGCUGCUCCACUAUGGAUAAAUAACAAACACACAGCUGCUCUGUUGUGCUUGAGAAAGAAAAGCAGUGGAGGAUAACAUCGGCGACUAUGAGCAGGGCAGAACAAAAAGACAGGGUCUUGUCCACAAGCGAAGACCCUCUCCCAUGCAUCCGCAACUCAAAAGCUGACCCGCUGACCCGGAGCAGACCCCUGAGUGAUCUCUAUCCAUUCCAGGGCCACGCCGAGAAGAGUUCAGUGCCAUGUCUGCUGUCCGGAUGUGGUGCCCAGGUGCAGCCGAUGAGUCCUGGUCCUCACUCUGACGAGAGCAGGUUGAAUGGCAUCAACUCCUCUGCCUGGUCCAGCUCGGUUAUAGGUCCGGCCGAAGGAAAACCAUACUCCACGAGAAUUAUGCGGCUUUUUUCUAACUCGCGCAAGGGCCCCGUAACUGCUCACAGUCACACGAUGGACAGUCCAACGUCACCCCAGAGCAGUGAGAUCAGCAGUGCCCCUCAGGCAUGGGCAGGACUUCCAGGGCUUGGUGUUGUGAACUCCUUCAAAAAGCUUAAAUCAUCUGUGCUUCAGGGUAUCCAGAGUAGAGGGGCAGCAAGCCAAGAGGGAGAACACGAUCCUUUACCUCAUCAGGAAUUGUCUAAUGGCACAGUUGGAAACAAUAGUGACCGUGGUGUAGCUGAAGCUGCAGAUCACUUGAAGAAUCCAGAAGGAUGUAGUGUUUCUAAUGGAAAAGGGCAAGCGUUGGCUGUGAUGAGCCAUUAUAGUUCAGAUAUUGAGGACUACGAUGACGAGGACAAUGAUGGAGACGGUCUCACACGCAACUCACGAUUCUCCAGGAGUAUCAGGAGAGCAUAUGGACCAGGACGCAUCUCGUUACUUGACACUGGGAGUGGGAAACAAGUUGGAAGUAAGACAAAUAAUGCUACACAGACCACGCAAAAACCAGAGCAGACCUCUAAGGCCAGUGUCCAAACGGAGAGCAUGAACGAGAACACUAAUGUGAAGGUGCUGAGCAGACUGAGCAUAAGUGCAGAGAACCUCCAUAUAUUUAAGGCAUCUUUCAGACGCAAAGCCACAUCUCCAGGACCUCUUUCCCCACGGGAAGCCCCCCAGGAAAGUAGCAACUCAGACGGCACAACAAACAUCCAAAGGACUGUCAGUGCCUCCUCAGUGGACCUCAGGAGCCACUCUGUCAGCGACAGAAAGAGCUCCAUAAAAACCAAGGCACCGAUGCUGAAGCUGGUCGGCAGCAUGACCGACCUAAGCGGCCGACGCAGGCAAAGCUCCUGUUCCAGCCCCACCUCUCCAUCCCCCAUGUCACCCUUAAGCCGUCUCCAUGACGACUACUCCCGCCGUGUGCCUUGCCUACAAACCGGUGAGCGUCAGCGCCGUCCCUCGCCCACCACAGGCCAGGUCACGGCCGUCGAGCACGCUCCUCUGGUUCAUCACCAGCCUGAAAACGACCCAGAGACGUAUCCUGUAUUUAUCAGCCCCCUUCCCUCGGAGGAGCCAGAGACAACUGAGCAGACUUCAUCAAGUGUCCCUGCUCAGUUUGAGUCACCGGCCGUGACCGCAACAAGUUCAUCAACGCUCUGCCAAAGAGAUCCUUCACCGCAAGAACAGCAAGCAGAAGGCAAACCGCAACCAAAUGAGGUGACUUCAGAGGAACAAGGACAGGAAGCACUUCUCCAAAGAGAGGGAGCCUCUUCAGCAACCAGCAGCACACCUCCUAUCUCCCCAACAUGCCUUUCGGAGUCACCCGUAUCACCCACAUCCCCCACAGAUGCAGCCACGGCGUCCGCGGAGGCACUCCCCGUCAAGCCCAGGCGAAGAAGUGGGCGCCCAAGACCGCGGCCUAUCUCAGACUACGGUCAGCUGCUAUCCAGGAAGCAACCCAUCCCGGAGGAAGGAGCAGAGCUGCAGCCGGAGGAAAGGACCGCGGAUAAAGACGGCAGCGAUAACGACAUAUUUGGAAAUGGAGCGAGCCCUGAAAGCUGCGACAUGAAUGGGGACAUUCGGGGCAGGGGGCAGCGGCCCGUCUCUGUGAUAGGAUCUGAGGAUCUGUUCCCCCCCGAUGCUGAGCUGAAGGACGGCCGCCUUCCUUCGCCUUUGUCUCGACCACCUAUCCCCUCCCACCAAGUGCCCCCCUACAGAGGAGUGUCUGCCAGGUUCCGACCCUCCGCCCUCUCUCAGAGCACCCCCAUCGGACUGGACCGCGUUGGGCGGCGCAAACUCCACAGAGUGCUCAGCGAUGUUACAGAUGGUGUGUCUGAGUGCUCAGGAACGCUCGAUGACAGCGUGAGCGAGGAGGAGGGCAGCUUUGACGAGCUCACAGAUGUCACGCCCUACCUCCAGCCAGGGGUGGAGCUCUCCGUGCUCAACGAGUGGAUAAGCUCUGGCCAUGCGGUGUACGCCGAGGCUCUUUGGGACCAUGUGACCAUGGAGGAGCAGGAGCUGGCCUUCAAGGCUGGAGAUGUUAUCCGCGUCCUGGAUGCCUCACACAAGGACUGGUGGUGGGGCCGGGACGCAGACAGGGAGGCCUGGUUCCCCUCCAGCUUUGUGAGGGUGCGGGUGAACCAGGAGGACUCGAGUGCUGAAAGCGUGGAGAGCGUCGCGGACCAGGAGGAUCCGACUCCGAGGGACACGCACAGCACGCAGCACAAAGAACAGAUGAGAACCAAUGUGGUGCAGGAAAUCAUGAACACUGAACGCAUCUACAUCAAACACCUAAAAGACAUCUGUGAGGGUUACAUCCGUCAGUGCCGCAAACACCCCGACAUGUUCACCGAGCUGCAGCUGAAGACCAUCUUCAGCAACAUUGAAGACAUCUACAAGUUUCAGAGGCAGUUCCUCCGAGACCUGGAGAAGCAGUACAACAAGGACCAGCCACAUCUCAGUGAAAUAGGCUCCUGUUUUCUCUUGCAGGGGGAGGGCUUCUCCAUCUACUCUGAGUACUGCAACACUCAUCCAGCAGCCUGCGCUGAGCUGCAACGCCUCAUGAAGUCGGGGAAAUAUAAACAUUUCUUUGAGGCGUGCCGCCUCCUCCAGCAGAUGAUUGACAUUUCUAUUGCCGGUUUCUUACUCACCCCUGUCCAGAAGAUUUGUAAAUACCCCCUGCAGCUGGGAGAGCUGCUAAAGUACACCCCCAAAGACCACAGCGACCACAGUGGGGUGAGCAAAGCGUAUGAGGCCAUGAAGAACGUGGCAAGCCUCAUAAAUGAGAGGAAGAGACGGCUAGAGAGCAUCGACACCAUCGCUCACUGGCAGGUCGCCAUAUUGCACUGGGAGGGACCUGAUGUUCUGGAGCGCAGCUCGGAGCUGAUCCACUCCGGUGAGCUGACCCGAGUUGUCCGACAAGGCAAAAUGCAACAGCGCAGCUUCUUCCUGUUUGACCACCAGCUGGUCUACUGUAAAAAAGACAUUCUGCGCAGAGACCUGCUGCACUACCGCGGGUGGCUGGACAUGGACCAGACAGACGUGGUGGACGUGCCUGACGGGCGGGACCCAGACCUGGGCCUGACCCUGAAGAACGCCCUGCGUUUGCGCCACGCCUCCACGCUGGAGUUCAUGUGCAUGCUGUGCUGCAGGAAGGCCGAAGACAAGCAGAGGUGGUUGCAGGCCUUUGCCAGGGAGAGGCAGAGAGUCAAGGAGGACCAAGAGAUGGGAAUGGAGAUCAGCGAAGAGCAAAGAAAACAGGCCAUUGUUAAUGCCAGAAGAGCAAAACAGGGAAAAGCCCUUGGUUACUCUGGGUCUGUUCCACCACACCACCAAACCCCACACCAAAACCUUCACCCACUUCACCAGCGACACAUCACCAUUCCAACCAGUGUGCCUCAGCAGCAAGUCUUCUCACUGGCUGAACCCCCAAAACGAAAGCCUUAUCACCUGUUGUACAGCAUCACCCGCAACGCCUUUUUCAGGAAAUGAGCCUCUGCGUGCUCAGUCUUUUUCCGUGUUUUCCUGCCUGUGAAUGUAAUGUACUGUCACCGUUUCUUUCUUGUGCCUCAUGUGUCUUUCAUAAUGUGUAUGUCUUCGUUGCAUGUUGAAUCUCGGUGCCUAGUGUUUGGAAAGGGCAUGACAAAAGUGUUAAAACACCAACUCUGUCCACUUCGUUGGUGAGUUAAAGAUGCUGCUCAGUCAAAUGACGCCCCCCCUCCUUUUGUCUCAUUAUUUCCAGCUGAAGGUUGUUUCUUUUCAUUUUAAUUAUGACAAUGAUGUAUGCUCUGCUUUUACAUUGAAACACGUGGUUUUAGUUUAUUUCAUGAAGGCUGGAACCUUUUUUUUUUGUUGUUGUUGUUUUCUGCGAGUCUGUCAACUCUGAACUCGAAACAGCCAGAGGAUAAAUUAACUGACACAUUCUUUUUCUCUGUUAACACUGUAAAUAAAACGUCUUGUACAAACAUA
Mugil cephalus (flathead mullet) is the source of this 4814-nucleotide messenger RNA. It is a transcript of the gene spata13, whose product is annotated as spermatogenesis associated 13. Gene Ontology annotation, cellular component: cytoplasm. Gene Ontology annotation, molecular function: guanyl-nucleotide exchange factor activity; protein binding. Gene Ontology annotation, biological process: filopodium assembly; lamellipodium assembly. The transcript is spliced from 13 exons. The coding region runs from base 507 to 4337 and encodes 1276 amino acids. NCBI's taxonomy places the organism in Eukaryota, Metazoa, Chordata, Actinopteri, Mugiliformes, Mugilidae. The record is from RefSeq and is a predicted model, not a curated record.